Molecule: messenger RNA, 1701 nt
Organism: Cantharellus anzutake
Lineage: Eukaryota; Fungi; Basidiomycota; Agaricomycetes; Cantharellales; Hydnaceae
Exons: 4
Coding region: 147-1598 (483 amino acids)
Source: RefSeq, a predicted model, not a curated record
GCAUUUCACUGUGGUGCACUGCCAUCGCUAAAUUAGCCCAAACCGCGCGCCUAUCAGCAGCUUGGAAUGAAUCUCUAACUAUAUAAGAAGCCGUGGGUGGAGAGUGAAUCUAUUUACCCUCUGACCCCUGCUUUGGCACUCGCACUAUGGACCUCAGAAAACGACGACCCUCUACCUAUGGGCCGGAACCUCACCCACCAAAGCGGCGUUCCCCUAUGGCACCCGACGAUAAUCAACAAUCAUCCGCCCCAUCUUCAUUACUUGACCCUUCCCAGACCCAUCCUGCUAACCCGCCAACUCUCCAAACCGGCGACAAUAAUCUUCAUGAUUGGCACAGUGGAGCGUAUGUCGUGGCUCACGGAACCGCAACUGGUUCUGGUGAUUCUUACCCCCUAAGCAGUGUGACGAUGCUGCCUGGGCUAUCUUACAGUCAUCCGCACCUGCAUUCCUUCCCUCCAUCACAUCAGGUCCUUCCUGCUGACCCCCAGGCUCUCCAAAGCUGCGACAUUCCUCAUGAUUGGCGCAGCAGGUCAGUUGAACCCUAUCUCGGGGUUCCUGCGCCCGCACCCGCUUUUGGUCCUUCCGGUGAUCCUUGGCCUUUCCUAAUCCCCGAGCUUGAGCUACCUGAGAUAUAUGAGAGUGAUUCGCAAUCACACGCUUUGGUCUCAUCGCUUGACAUCUAUCCCAUCAGCUCACAAACCCCCUAUGAAGGUAGUCACCCUGAUCGGUGGGAUGGAUCGACGGAAUCUCAUCCCGAAAUUUCCCAGAUUGCGGCACCAUGGUCACCUUCUGGCGGUCUUCGAUCGCUCGCGCCAGACAUGAGGACCUGGCGGUCAAAUGUCAAUAGUAUCAGCCAAUCGAGCACACCUGUCCUUGGAUCCUCUGUCCCCACUACGCCUGCAUCGUCGAUUCCUGCGCAUUCGGACCAAUUCCUAUAUCCCCCUUCGGCGCCAUCACUCUCCGAAACUGCUUGCGCAAAUCCUGACCCUUGGGCCCCAUACGGCAAUAGUGAAAGCACCCGCACACAACUGGAACAUGCUAUGAACUUAUUUGUACCCCCUGUGUCAGAACCGACUACGUCAUCGUCGGCUGGCCCGUCGGAGGGCAAAAAGGAAAGCAUCAUUAGCGCCACUAGACUCAUUCUCCAAACCGCAUCCUCCGCUCUCAAAUUCUCGCCUGUCCCGUUCCUCCCUAACAUUCCGGACUCACUUCUCACGCUGCUUCAGGUUUACGAGAACGUCAGCAGUAAUAACAAAGCUCUCAAAUGGCUGAAUGAUGAUGUGCAAAGUGCGUGUAGCACCAUGUUACGGCCACUCCAGCUGUGGACGGGACCGAUACCUCCCGAAGUUAUUUUUCUAGUGAAGGAAUUACACUUGGCUCUGGAAGGCCAGGUCCAGAGGAUCAACUCACUCCAGAGUCAGAACCGAAACCUCUUCAAGAAAAUAUUCAAUGCGGGCCCGUUAGCGCAAAGCAUAACCGACGUGAGGACGUGUAUCAGUGUAGCACUCUCCCGGUUUGCGACGGCGGCAACAACUUUAAACCUUCUCAAUACGAUUCAAGUGUCGGUGGACUGUUUGUCCUUUUUUGUUUCGAUUUAGGCUUUCUAGCUCAACGCCCAUUUUCAGAUGAGCUUUCAAAACUGCCCAAAGCGGAUGCUGAGUGGCAUCGCGUGAAGAGCAAGUCAGAAUGCCUCGAAACCAC